Adelges cooleyi (spruce gall adelgid) is the source of this 2109-nucleotide messenger RNA. Its product is annotated as U3 small nucleolar RNA-associated protein 25 homolog. Bases 127 to 1824 code for a protein of 565 amino acids. Lineage: Eukaryota; Metazoa; Arthropoda; Insecta; Hemiptera; Adelgidae. Gene Ontology annotation, cellular component: nucleolus; small-subunit processome. The transcript has a single exon. Gene Ontology annotation, biological process: maturation of SSU-rRNA from tricistronic rRNA transcript (SSU-rRNA, 5.8S rRNA, LSU-rRNA). The record is from RefSeq and is a predicted model, not a curated record. Gene Ontology annotation, molecular function: rRNA binding; U3 snoRNA binding.
CAGUCAACAUGUGCCAACUGCCAUGUGCAAUAAUUAAAUUUUGCUACUAAACAACUAGUGCUUGAUUUUUGAAAUUUCUCCAAAAACCGAGUACACAGCAUUUUUGUUUUUCUUGAAUCCGUGAAAAUGACGGACGACGAUCCGUUUUUGACGCAUUAUUCGUACGAUUUAUCGCCCGAAUUGAUUACUUGUCUGGGCGACAAUCCUCCGCUGGAAGAAACCGUUCAACUAGAAUGGCCCGAACUGGGCAAGUUAACGUUCAAAAAACCAAAAUUAAUCGUUCCAGAGAACCGGCACGCCGUCAAAGCGUUGGAAGAAAUAAGACCGUACGCCAAAAUACCGGAUGUUCCCGUCUUGUCGGACGAUGUGAGCACACUAUCUCUUCACAAACAACUAGUGUCGACCGUCAAAGACGUCAACAGUUUUCAAUUGGAAGUCUUGUCCGUUAUGUGCCGUUACCACGAUUUUAAUUAUGCCGAGAGGAAUUUCGACAACGCCGAAGAACUGAGAUACUGUUACAGUGUUCACGCCAUCAACCAUGUCGUGAAAAGUCGAGAUAUCGUCGUAGAAAACAACAACAAGCAAGAUAAAAGUGAUGAUGAAAUGCGCGACCAAGGCUUGACUCGACCUAAAGUAUUGAUUCUAGUUCCGUUUAAAGAUUGCGCUUAUCGUAUUAUCAACAUGAUGAUAUCGAUAUUGUCGCCUAAAGAAAACUUCAACGUUGUACAUAAAAACCGAUUCCUUGAAGAAUUUACGGGUGGUGAACUAGCUAUGCCGAAAAAGAAUCCAAAACCGGAAGAUUUCGAAAAAACUUUUGUCGGCAACAUUGAUGACGCUUUUAGAAUAGGUAUGGCGGUCACCAAAAGUAGUUUGAAGUUGUACGAAAAUUUUUACAACGCUGACAUCAUUAUAGCUUCGCCGUUGGGCUUGCGUAUGAUCAUCGGUGUAGAAGGUGAAUCGUCCAGAGAUUACGACUUUCUGUCGUCCAUAGAAAUGCUGAUAUUCGAUCAAGCAGAAAUAUUUUUAAUGCAAAAUUGGGAUCACGUGUUGCACAUCAUGAACCAUUUUCACCUUCAGCCAAAAGAAGCGCACGGCACAGACCUGCAACGAGUUCGAAACUGGUCCAUCAACGGUCUGUCCAAACACUAUCGUCAGACAAUCAUGUUGUCGUCUUGUCGGUUACCUCAUUUAAUGGCAAUAUUCAAAAACAGGUGCCUGAAUUACGCCGGAUCGCUAAACGUGAUUAAUCCGAUCGUAACCGGCAUCAUAAGCCACGUAGUGUGCAAUUUAAAACAGUACUACCAUAAACUCGAUUCGAAAACACCGACCGAAUCUAUUAGUCAACGAUUCGAUUAUUUCAUACAUAAAAUUUUGACGCAGAUUCGGGCUUCCAACGAAAAACACGUAUUAGUGUACAUACCGUCAUAUUUCGAUUUUGUGUGCAUUAGGAACUAUUUGAAAACCGAAGAUUACAGAUUCGUUCAGAUCAACGAGUACACAAAGCCCGGCAAGGUGGCUAGAGCCCGAGACUUGUUUUACCAUAACGAAUGUGAAAUUCUAUUGUACUCGGAACGGUAUCACUUUUACAACAGGGCCAAAAUCCGUGGAAUCGAAACUAUCGUCUUCUAUCAGUUGCCUACGAUUGCCGGAUUCUACAGCGAACUCUGUAACUCUAUCAUUGAGAGCGAUUGCGGCGCUCGUAAUAUUACAGCAAUUUAUUCGCAGUACGAUGCUUGUAUGUUGACGUCGGUCGUUGGCACACAAAGAGCCAGGUAUAUGUUGACUUCGGAUCAGAAAAUACACAUGUUCCAUUCGGGUACGUGAUGAACUGUAAAACGACUUAAUUGUUAUGAACCAUACUUUAUGUAAUUUAUGUUGAAUAAAAAAUUUGUUUUUUUUUUAAUAAACCUUUAGACUAUUGUCUAGUUUCUAAGUAUUCCUUCUCGUGUUUUUUGGCUGUUUUUUCUCGAUAUUUAACAAAUAUUUUAUGGAAAACAAAACUUUCAUUUGUAGAAAAAUAUUGUGCCUAAAGGAAUUUUUUAAUUUAAAUAAAGUUAUGUUACAAUAGUAUUUUUGUAGAAUCAGAAUUGUGGUGUUUUCAUUGCACGA